UGGAUGCACUCUACAACAUAUAUGACAUUGGUCUUUUCUCUCAGUAUUUUAAUGGCUUCAAAUUAAGUGUAUGUAAUUUCAUCCUCCCAGCCCUAUUACAUAAUGCAAACAGUUAGAGUUCUGUCAAUUUGAUUAAUGGUGUGUUUGGAACUGCGUUUAUAGUGUCAUUCUCGUUGAUGUGGUUUUAAAGAAGCUACAAGUUGUAUCUUCUGGUAGACGCGAGGUGGUGUAUAAGAUAUAUUCCACCCUCAAUUAUCACACGCUCUAAAACGGUAUUAACCGUUCAUUUGAGACAAACUGCAUGGCUUAAGAGCUGUUUUAAAAUCCAAAUUGGCCCCUAAGAGCUGUUUUAAAAUUAGUGUGGAAGAUCGUUUGUUUAGGAUCAACAAGCAUUGCUUGUGGAGAUCUCAUUAGAAACUGAUACGGAUCCUCUGUAGUGGUUAAAUGGUCCUGUUCAAUCACAACCAUUCAUUUUAGGGUUUAACGAUAAAUUGAUGCUUAGUAAUUAGUGAUCGUGUUUGGGUAAGAACUAGAAUCAGAUUGGUAAUCAAUUAGUCGCCGGAAUAGUAGUUUUUUAAACAGUAAAAAUAUUUAUGUAAGAACUUAAUAAUUAACUAAUAGAUUUCUAUUACUAGAGGUUGUGUAUCUUCAGGCUUAAGAUUUGUUCUCAUGCUUGUUGCCUUAUAACUUCUUUAAUCAGGACUUUUCACCAGUGAGUCUCUUUUAAUAUUGUAUGUGUUCGUAGAAUGAAUCGGUUUGAUAGAUAAGAGAAAUUUUGUGGAAUAAAUGCAACCAGAGGAUUGUGAAUCGGUUAGUUUCAUGACAUGGGUCCGUCUCAUACGGCAAGUCAAGUGCAAUAUUGAAGAGUUGAUGCUAGAGCAGGGUCGUUGGAUUUACGGUGCUAGUGUGUUUAGUGGCUAGAUAAGUCUAAGUCACCUCAAAUGCCGUCCCAACACAAAAAAUUGCAUAUGGAUCCUCUCCAGUCUAAAGCAGCUAUGCAUUCUGCUCUAAAUCUAGUGGUUGAAAAAAAUAAACAAAAGCUGAUAAUUGAAAUAGAGAGAAACAUAGCAUACAUCCAAAGGCCAUUAUUAGUGCUGAACCAAGGCUGCAGAGAAAGAGCAGCAGAGGAUCUAGAUCCCAAAAAAUUCAAGCAGACUUAAAACCAAGGCUGUCCUAGCACAUAAGUUUUGAAUAUAACACUGUCACUAAAUUAAUACUUAAAUCAAGAUUGUUCGAUGCUAAUCCGACAGUUACUACUACAUGACUAUGUGAUUGCGUGCUUUAUAUGACUAUAAUGUUGUGAUGCAAUAUUAUUUGACAAUUUAAAUGUAAACAAAUAUAGAAGAUAAAGGUAAUAAAAUUCAAUCACCAAAUGCACAGUGUGAAGCUUAAAUAUAGGAAUUAGGAAUUAGAACUUAGCCUUUGAUUGGAUUGAUGGAAUCGGAUGGAGCGGAGCGGAAUGAUAUGAAAUAAAAAGAUAUUUUAUUAUUUGGAUAAUUUAAAAACGGAUGUAGUGGUAUGGAUUCCAUUACAUUCUAUCAGUUACCACCAUUUUUCUUCCUCUCCGAUUUGGGUGGAAUGAACAACUUAACUUAUUCUGUCCUAAAAUUUCAAACAUUGGAAUGGUAUCUUCGUUCCACUCCAUUCCGCUCCGCUCCAGUCUAUUCCGUUGAUUUUAUGAUAUCUAAACAUGAGAAUUUUUAAUAUAAAAAAAAACUUAAGAUAUAUAUGGAAGAAUAAUGUCAAAGGCGUAUUUUUCACCUUAAAAUUUGACAAAGUGGACAUGAAUAGAAACGACAAAACACAAAAUCCCUCAUUCAUGAAAUUCAAAUUUUACACUUUAUUUAUUUUGGUUUAGAAAUUAGUUACAAACAGUAAAAAGGUAAUUUGUCUUUUCUGCACGCAUUUCCCAUUGUUUUCUUUCUUCAUGUACAAGAUUGCUUUUGUGAAUUUGCACAAACCAUGUCACUAUUUUUCACACUCUCACUCUCUAUCGUUACUUUUUGAGGAUUUGUGUCAAACCCAUGAUGGAUGAACAACCAUGCGAAGAUUCUAUCAUGGAGAUGAAAGAAGAUUUCAUGCUAUCACCCACUGGUGAUAGUAAACCAACUUUCAGAAAAGCCCAUUUUCUCAAACCUAUUUCAAACUCCAUUGAUGAACCACCUCUUAAGUUUAACCCAUUUUCAUCACCAUCUUCUGUUUCUGCAGCAGUGGAAUAUCCUUUGACAAUCCAUUUUGAUGGGUGGCGUCAUCCACAAAUGAAAUGGUUUAGAUGGGUUGAUCAACUUAAGCUCAAAUACGAAUCACUUUGGAAAAAAGUUGGCAUCUUUGAGGCAAUAAUGGGCACUUGCGCCAGGUGCCGCAUAAAGAAAAAUCAAGACUUGCUUUAUGGGGUUGUUGAGAAAUGGUGCUGUGAGACAAAUACCUUUGUGUUUCCCUUUGGUGAAGCAACCAUCACUUUGGAGGACAUCAUGGUUUUAGGGGGUUACCCUAUUCUUGGUGAUCCUGUUUUCACCUUACUUGAAGACCAACAAAUGAAAGAGGUUGAAGAGAAGCUCAUCAUUGCAAGUCAGCAACUUAAACAACAAGCAGGUAAGCCUAGAGCAUCAUUAUGGAUGGAUAUUUUCAUUGAUAAAGGUAGUGAAAUUGAGCAUGAAGCUUUCCUUGCUACUUGGUUGUCUGUUUUUGUUUUUCCUCACAAAACUUUAGUGAAAAGUUGUUUAUUUCCUAUUGCUGUUCAACUUGCUAGAGGAAAUCCAAUUGCUUUGGCUCCUGCUGUUUUGGCUAGCAUAUAUAAAGAUUUAAGUUUGUUUAAGAAAACAAUUGUUGGUUUGAAAAAAUAUCGUGUUGGUGGUGAAAGGCUUCCUUUGGAGGUUACUCUCGAAUCACCCUUUUACUUGGUUCAAAAUUGGGUUUGGGAGAGAUUCAAAAAUUUACAACCACAAUCACAAACCAUGAUGAUCAACCAUGGAGAGCCUGUAUUGUUUAGGUGGCGUAAGAUUAAGGCUCCGAAAAUAGACAAUGUUAGGUUGGCAAUAGACUUGGCUAUCGAUGAUUUUCUUUGGCGUCCGUAUGUUAAAUAUGCUGAUAAGUGUGGAUUGUUUUAUCCAAAUGAUGAAACUUUGGUACCAUUUCAGAAAGUUUUGGUGGAUAGACAAAUGCUCUCAUUUGUUAUAUGCAUGAGAGUUUCUGAGCUGGUGGGAUUUGACUCUAUAGAGCAUUAUCUUCCACAUAGAGUUGCUAUGCAAUUUGGAAUGGAUCAAGAUGUUCCAAGUUAUGUGCCUAGAUUCAACGAGACUAAAGAGAUUGCUUGGAAAAACUACUACAGGCCCAUAUCUGAUAAAAAUUUGAAUUUCCCUUCAAGAUUUUUUGAGGCAGAUGUAACAGCCCGUUAUGCAAAGUGGUGGAAGCAGUCCGUAUUGGGGAACGACGAUUUUAUUAAGAAAAUUGUGCAGCGGAAGAGAAGUGCAAGUUCAAGAAAACAUAGAACUCAUGUCGGAAAAUCCAACAUAAGAGGUAAUGAUAUUGAUGUUCCACCUGGUUUUCCUCCCAAUCUUGUUGACACAAUUACUUUCGGAAAGUUUUUUAUUGAUGGUUCAAAAACUAAAACUAGGAAGUCUGAUGAUUUGUAUGCUGAUGUUCCAUAUGAAAGUUCGGUUCAUAAUCGUUUGAAAGCUGAUAAGAACAUUGAUGCUGAUGUUUCUUAUGAGACAAAAGGUGAAAGCAAAAGCAAAAGGUUUUCUGUCAGAAAAAAAAUCGCUUCUUCUCAUCAUAUGGCUGCUCAUGCAGAAGCUAAAGAAACCGUCUGUGAAAAAGCAAGAGAUGAUGAAGCUAUGGUUUUGUUAAAAGAGCAAAACUUGAAGAAUCAAGAGGAACUCGCGCGUCUGGCAAUGCAACAGGAAGAGAUGUUACGGUUAAUGGCUUUGAGGGAGAAGAGAGAUGAAGAGUUGAGGCAACUACUCACUAGUUUUCUAAGGAAUCAACAACCAGCACCACAGUUAUCUUCUUAAAACUCUAUUUUGUUUUAAGCUCUCUUUAUCAAACUUAUGACAGUGAUUUUAUUUUCAUACACUCCAUUUAGUUGAUAACAAUACUGGUUUAGAUGAGUUAUUAGAUAUGUUCUUUUAAUCUGCUAUGAGUGUGCUUGUGUUACUUAUCUUUAGUAAUAUGAUUUGAUCAACAUAGAUAUUUUAUAAUCUGUUAUGUUAACAGCACCAACAGUGUUCUGAAUGUUAUUUGUUGAAGAUGCUACUGAUUACAUAGCAGUUAGGUUUAUGAUUGGUUUUUCAUUGGCAACAUUUGUUUCUUGUCAACAUUGGAUGAGUACUAUGUUGUCAUAAGGAGCUGUUAGGAACCCAAAACACUCCAACUAAUGUUACGUUGUUUCCUAUCCCAAACGAUAACAACUUAUUAAAACAGAACCCUAACCUAUACAUCAUAUAGGCCAUAGCUAAUUCAGGCUCAUCACGAAGUAUCUGAAGCAUUUUUCUUACACCAGCUUCACCAUCAGUAGCCAAUGAGAACACCACUGGUCUUCCAAUCUGAUAUAGUACAGAGAUAAGAAAUCUAAAUGAUGGAAAAUGCUUCAGUAAGGAAAAAAGGCCAUAGUAUAAUUUUAUAUCUCUAGCUGAAGUUUAACUUUGCUAUCAUGGUAGUAAUAGUAAAAGAAUCAUAUACUUACAAAUUUGGUAAACCAGAUAACAUCUUUCCCUCUACGAACUCCGCCAUAUUGGAAACAAUGAUUCCAGCAACUCCAUCUUGUAUAGCUAACUAACUUUGCUACAUUAUUAGCAUAGAAAAUUAUGGAUAAGGAAUCAUAACAUCAGAAUAUAUUUGUUACUAUGUAAUAAGCCUACUGUGUUCAGCCGUAAGUACACCCUUCACUAAAAUUGGCAAUGGGGUUUGAAGCCAUUUCACAUCCGGCAAUAAGGUUUAUCAUACGAUUAAUUACUUCCAUAUGCAAUAUUGUCAUAGGUAAGGAGGUUUAAUCUGUAUGUGAACGAUACAAGUUACCUUCCACCUGAGUGAUAGGUCAAUUUGACUAGCAAUAUAAGAUGCUAGACCGGAAUCAUUAGUCUGCAAAUGGAAAAUUAAAUGUACUUAACUAUUCUUCUUAAGAGAACAACGAUGUAGUUUUUAAAAUAAAUUAAUUUUACAAUAUUUAAAUUUAAUGGAUUGGUUUUACAUAGUUUCGACUUGACCCAAUAACUUCUUUGGUGAUAAAGUUUUCAAAACCAUAAAACAAUAAUUUUAAGACGAUAAAAAAAAAGAUUGAGCGUUCUAUAAGUGAGAGAAUCUACACACGUAUCACCUUAAGAUCUCUCACAAAUGUGUGUAUAAAAUCCUUCCUCGUUGUGAUCCCCUGGGUAGCCUCCAAUAGAUUCAAAUUGUCAUAAAAAAAUUAUUGGAGUUGUUGUUUUCGACAAACCCAUUUAAAUUUGAAGGAAAUCACUUACGUUGACAACAUUCUGAACAAGAACAUUCUUAUUGCUCCUUCUUUAUCAAUCAAACAAACCAACAAAGUGACAAACAGUAAGAAAUAUGUGAAUUCAUAUAAAACACUUAGACCAAAAAUAAAUGACCUUAAAAAGAAAAAUUUAUUUCUACAAAUUCUGAAUGGACUCACAUUCAGUUCCGCUAACAAUUUUCUAUUGAGUUGCUUAGAUUUUUAAUAACUUUUUUUUCUUGUUACAAAUACCACGACAUUCUAUUAAGAGGGGUGCUAUGCUUAAACCCCAAUAUUACACACACCUGAAAAAAUACCAACAUAGAGAUGUAUUCAUUUAUAUUAAAAUCAGUGAAAAAAUAAUUAUUUAAUAUAUAAGAAAACC
This is a messenger RNA of Vicia villosa (hairy vetch), 5831 nucleotides long. RefSeq lists its product as uncharacterized. The record is from RefSeq and is a predicted model, not a curated record. The transcript has a single exon. Gene Ontology annotation, biological process: meristem development; meristem maintenance. NCBI's taxonomy places the organism in Eukaryota, Viridiplantae, Streptophyta, Magnoliopsida, Fabales, Fabaceae. The coding region runs from base 2025 to 4010 and encodes 661 amino acids.